Messenger RNA from Syngnathus typhle (broad-nosed pipefish), 1120 nucleotides. RefSeq names its product immunoglobulin superfamily member 6. The record is from RefSeq and is a predicted model, not a curated record. The transcript has 6 exons. Bases 95 to 787 code for a protein of 230 amino acids. Lineage: Eukaryota; Metazoa; Chordata; Actinopteri; Syngnathiformes; Syngnathidae.
GGAAAGAGGAAGGAAGUGUUGAGUAAAUGGAAUUUACCCAUUUCCAUUGCCUCGUGCACGCUAUCAUGAGCUCAUUGACCAUUUGUCCGCAGACAUGGUGCCGUUGUUUUGGCUUUCUCUCCUUUCUCUCACCCGGCUGACACCAAAAGGAAUGGCCCAAGCUCACAGCUGCCUGUCACAACCGAGUGGCGUGAUUUGGCGCCAACUCGGACAAGAUGCCGUCAUCCAGUGCAGCUUCCUUCCCGACUGCUUGGCCGAAAAUCUCCGCUACAAGUGGUUCGCUUUUGAGCACAGAUCGCACGGCACUCUUGACCUGGCCCAAAACCAUCACAAGUACAGCCUACAUGGAGCCGAUUUACAAAUUCGCUCCCUGAACGGCAACGACAGCGGGAUUUACUACUGUGCCGCCACGACCCAGAGGGAACCGACACCCGGCGCUCAGCAUGUUGGCCUGGGAACAACCCUUGUCGUGAAGGAAAAGACAAAACUCAUGGUGGGUCAUGUUCUGUUGUGGUUAACGGUCGUCGUCUUGGCCCUCUACAGCUCGGCCACGGUGACACUCAUUGUUCAAAAGAAGUAUGGCCUGAACAUAUGCAACUGUAGACGGACACACAAAAGUGACAAGAAGAACACGAAGAGAACGAGAGUCUUCCACGACGUGCUGCAAGAGAUGCACCGCCAACGCAACGGGAGAAGCAAAGAGACGGCGGAAAAACACCCGGCGCUGGUCCAGGCAGCAGCUGCCCAGGCGGACAAUGCGCCCGAUGACAUCUAUCAAAAUGUGUAACACAGCGCUGCGUGUGCUGCACACCAUUUGUUGUUUUGUUUCAAUUCUUCUAUCUGUCUUGAAGUGGGAACAAAAACAAUGUCACAAUGUUUUCUCACUUGAGGAUUUUAACUCCCCCCAAUACGUGGAGCGGCCAUGCCAAACGUGGAGCAGUUGAGCCCGUCUGCCGAAGCAAGUGGCAUCUUUAUUAUUUCCUAAUAUCAUUACAAAGGUCAAAAGUUUCACUUCAAAACUGCAAAAUCCGCCCCCCCCAGAAAAAAAACCCCACACACCUAAAACAAUAACUAACUAAAAAAUUAAUGUAUACAUGUGAAGUAAAGCCUCAAUCACGUA